Molecule: messenger RNA, 750 nt
Organism: Cucumis sativus (cucumber)
Lineage: Eukaryota; Viridiplantae; Streptophyta; Magnoliopsida; Cucurbitales; Cucurbitaceae
Exons: 3
Coding region: 36-470 (144 amino acids)
Molecular function (GO): metal ion binding
Source: RefSeq, a predicted model, not a curated record
GUAAGGACAGAGGGCAGGGAAAGAGAGCUUUGGGAAUGGGAAAACUGGUGAUGAGCAUUGGGAAAGUAUUUUCAUGUUUCAUAAAUACAACAGAUUCUUCCACUUCCUGCAACUUAUACAGAUUGGAAAUUGAAGACAGUAAUAAUUUUGAUCAGAAACAGCCAUUAAUGCCCAAACAAACGACAUCAACAACUCAUGAUCUUCUCGGAUUCAAGGAUGUGAUUACUCAUCAAAACGAAACUCUCCCUCUUCAGUUCAACCCCAAGGUGGUGGUGGUGAGGGUGUCAAUGCAUUGCAAUGGCUGUGCUAGAAGAGUUGAGAAACAUAUAUCCAAGAUACAAGGCGUGGAAUCAUGGAAGGUAGAUAUGGAAAGAGAGACUGUGGUUGUUACGGGAGAUGUUUUUCCUUUUGAAGUUAUGCAAUGUAUUUCUAAAGUGAAGAGUGUAGAGAUUUUGGAGCCUCAGGUUUGAUCUGGAAGUAUUUUUGCAAAUUCAACAACAUUUGGAUUCAACUUGACAACUGGGUUCAACUUGACAACGAAUUCAUUUUUUUUUCUUCUAAUGCAAGAAGUAGUUGAAAAAAAAAAUCAAAAGUCCUAUCAUGAUCUACAAGUUUAUUAAUCGUUCGAGAAUUUAGAGUCUUACAUUUAUGAUCGAAAUGCCUAGUUUUGCCAUAGUCUCGGCUAAAUUGUUUUCAAAUUGUAUAGUAUAUUGAAUAAAAUAAUUCAAAAUUUCCAUCGACUUUCGUGAA